CGUUACAUGUGGAAAGUGCUCCAGAGUGAAGCACUCAUCAUGCUCCUACACAACAUCACCGGCAUCGAUGGCUUGGAGAAUGAUCCGCAUCUCCAUGGUGCAGGCCUCCAUUACCAUCCGGCUGGUAGCCGGCUUGAAAUGCACCUUGACUACUCGAUUCAUCCUAUCACGAAGAAAGAAAGACGGGUGAACCUGAUCGUGUACAUGAACAAGGGCUGGAAGGAAGAGUGGGGAGGACAUCUUUCCUUGUGGGAGGGAACACUUGAGAGGAUGGAGAAAGAAGCCACUCGCAUUGUUCCUAGAUUCAACACAGCGGCUUUGUUUCGCACGUCGGACAUAAGUUGGCACGGCAUGCCUGAUCCUGUUGCUUGCCCCCCUCACGAAGCUAGAAAGAGCGUUGCGAUCUAUUAC
Guillardia theta CCMP2712 is the source of this 411-nucleotide messenger RNA. RefSeq lists its product as hypothetical. The annotation marks the transcript as partial. The transcript has 2 exons. The record is from RefSeq and is a predicted model, not a curated record. Lineage: Eukaryota; Cryptophyceae; Pyrenomonadales; Geminigeraceae.